Molecule: messenger RNA, 2830 nt
Organism: Phascolarctos cinereus (koala)
Lineage: Eukaryota; Metazoa; Chordata; Mammalia; Diprotodontia; Phascolarctidae
Source: RefSeq, a predicted model, not a curated record
GGAGCCGGGAAUUUGCUCCGUGGCUGAAACUUAUUAGCCUCAGACUGGGCGCCUUUGUUGAUCUGUCUGAAGCUUUCUAUUGUGAGCUUUGUCCCCGGGAUUGAUACAUUUACAUAAUGGAUUAGCAUGUAACUCUGUUCUGAGGAUUUGGAGGUGGCAGUCGGCUCCAGGAACUCCGCGACUACUUGAUUGGGGUAAAAAAAAAAAUCCAUAUUCCCUCUGCAUCCUUCCCUUCCUUACCCACCUCCAGCUACCUGUUUUCCGUUGGCCAGCAUAUCGACCUAUUUAGAAUGCAGAUGUACUCUGAAAAGAAAUCCAGUGUCUGAGUGCUUGUUUCCGCCCUGGUGCCCUUUCCUCCUCUGUGAAGUCCUCAAGUCUCAUAAACCUUUACUGCCUUCCCUUUGCACCUUUAAACUGUAGCAUUUUUAAAGGAAAACUCCCAAAGCGUAGAAAAACAAUUGUGGUCGUUUACCCGGCACCUUAGAGUUCAAGCCUGGAACAACACAAUGUAACGGUUCUUGGGAGGCAGUACUAGGUUAAGGGAAUGGAAGUGUAAAUUUGAAAAUCUUGGGAAACUUCACUACUAAAACUGUCAGUACAAUAGAGGGGUGUGUGUGUGUGUGUGUGUGUGUGUGUGUGUGUGUGUGUGUGUGUGUGUGUGUGUGUGUGUGCGCGCGCGCGCGCAACUUUUCUGAUUUUAAUGCACGACACACGAUCAAUGCCUCCUUAACGUGGUUACUGGUCAGAAAAGGAGUGAAUACACCUAUAUUGUUGUACUUAUCUAAUAUUACAGGGAAAGAAAUAGCAACAAGAGGCAAGCUGGUGCAGUGGGCAGAGCUCUGAACCUGGCUUUCCCUAGCAUCAGAAAUCUAUUCGCCAGGUGACUUUCACCAGCACAAGAUAGUACCAAAGCACAGAAACUGAAGAGGGUCUCAGGAAGAAAGACCAAGCUGUCUUUGGCCAAGUCUUUUGUCUCCACUGGCACAGAACUAAGAGGCGUAGUGACUUGCCUAAAGUCACCCAAGAGCCUCUGCAUACAUAUUGGGUAGUGGGACCAGAAAGGCCCCACAAGGUCGCCGGACAAGGGCCCGGAAAACCAGAUUCGGAGGGAGUAGAGCCGUACCACCCCAAAAGAGAACUCGGCAUCCCUCCCUUAAAAGAUGAAGAACCCAAUGCUGGAGGUGGUGUCCCUGAUCCUGGAAAAGCUGCUUCUCCUCUCCAACCUCAAACUGUUCAGCUGGAGCGCGGCCCCCGGGGAAGAGCAGCCGCCGCCGCCGCAGCCGCAGCCGCAGCCGCAGCCGUCGCCGCCCCAGUCGCAGCAGCAGCAGGGCAAGGGGAACUUCUAUGACAUCGGCUCCUUCCUCCGCGGCGACGUGCUGGAGGUGCCCCGGACCCAUCUGACCCACUACGGCAUCUACCUGGGGGACAACCAGGUCGCUCACCUGAUGCCCGACAUCCUGCUAGUGCUGACCGACGACAAGCUGCUGACCCAGCGGGUGGUGUCCAAUAAGAGGUUGAUCUUGGGAGUCAUCUGCAGGGUCGCCAGCAUUCGAGUGGACACGGUGGAGGACUUUGCCUACGGCGCCAACAUUCUGGUCAACCACCUGGAUGAGUCGCUGCAGAAGAAGGCGCUGGGCAACGAGGAGGUGGCCCGCCGGGCAGAGAAGCUGCUGGGCAUAACCUCGUAUAGCCUCCUGUGGAACAACUGCGAGCACUUUGUGACGUAUUGUAGAUACGGUGCCCCAGUCAGCCCCCAGGCAGACAAGUUUUGUGAGAAUGUGAAGAUAAUAAUCCGGGACCAGAGAAGUGUCCUUGCUUCAGCCAUCCUGGGAUUGGCAUCAAUUGUCUGUCUAGGCUUGGCACCUCAUACUACUCUUCCCGCCAUCUUUAUUCCAUUCUGCUUAUGGAUGGCUGGCUAAACAUAGACCAACCCUGUGUCAGUGUGUGUAUUCCAAAUCUAUGAUAUAUUUAUCAGUAUAAGCAUUGUGUAAAGAAAAAAAAAAUGUGACCUGUAACAUUGUGUUCUGGAUAAAGAUGUGAUUAAGAAUCACACAAAGUGCUUACUGUGUAAAGCCAAAGAGCCAGGCUGGCUUUCUGAAUCUUUUUCAGGCAGCUAAGUUUUGUAAAGCACCUCCCAAACCUUGGAAACACAGCAUCUUGUGACCAAGUGCUGUAAAACUACUUUCUUACCAAGACGGACACAACAACACAGAAGAGGACUGGUAAUAUUUUUUUUUUCUUGCUCUCGUAAUUACUGCUCUUUUAUGUCAGGCCUACAUUUGAGGGUUAAAAAGGUUCUGAUGUCUAGUGCAAACUGUUACUCUCAUUACUGUUGUAAGUUCAAUGUAGGUUAUAUGAAUGAGACAGGAUAAUAAACUAAAAACCAUUCCCCCGAUUCAGAAGGAAACGUCCAUAUGUUUUUCAUUAUGUUUUCUUUUCUGUUAAGUGUCCCUGCAGUCAAUUGAAAUCACUUGAGCUUGAUAGAGGAUGUAGGUUUGAAGUAAUUUGGUAAGGAGGCCUAUAAAUAAAGCAUGCCAACAUAUCAAAGGGAAGAUGAACAUUCAGAAUGUAGCUUGUUCAUCCUUCUCAUAAUAGAACCAAGAUGGAAACAAAUUUGUGGAACGAUGGUACCCGUAUACCUUUGUUUGACCGUUCAUGAAGACGGUGCUUCUUGAACCUUUUGGUUAACCUAGGUAACAAGUCCUGUUGUGGUUUUGUUGUUUGUUUUCAGUGGUGUUGGACUCUUGGUUACCUCAUUUGGGGUGUUCUUGGCAAAGUUACAGGAGGGGUUUGCCAUUUCCUUCUCCAGCUCAUUUUACCGAUGAGGAAA